AUGCCUGGUCAGCAUGCAAGCCAGGGCCUGGACGUGCCGCCCUCGAUCGCACCACCCAGCCCAGCAAAAGCACAAGCACAAGCACAAGCACAAACCCAGGAUCCUACGCCGUCACCCUCACAGCCACAAUCACCGCCCGCUCCCAUCUCCUUCCGACGUUCCACCAUCAAGGACGCCAGACCGUUCUCCGACUUCCUGACGGACACCUUCGACCGCCAACAUGACUACCUCCGCAUAUCCCUCACAGAAAAGUGCAAUUUGCGCUGCGUCUAUUGUAUGCCCGAGGAGGGUGUGCCACUCUCCCCUGCCCGUGAACUCCUGACCACUCCAGAGGUCGUCCUGCUUGCUUCGACGUUUGUCUCUCAGGGUGUCACCAAGAUCCGCUUGACCGGCGGCGAGCCCACUGUGCGAGCUGAUAUCCUGCCGCUCAUGCAGCAGCUCGGAGCCCUCCGCUCCCAUGGCCUGCGGGAGCUGUGUGUCACCACCAACGGAAUCGCCCUGCAUCGCAAGCUAGAGGCCAUGGUCGAAGGUGGCUUAACCGGCAUCAACCUGAGCCUCGAUACCCUUGACCCUUGGCAGUUCCAGAUCAUGACCCGGCGCAAGGGCUUCGCUGCCGUGCAGAAGAGCAUCUCGCGCAUCUAUGAACUUAACCGCGCCGGCGCCGGCCUGCGCUUCAAGAUCAACUGUGUUGUCAUGCGCGGCGUCAAUGACCGCGAGAUCCUCGACUUUGUCGAGAUGACGAGAGACAACAAUGUUGAGGUCAGAUUUAUUGAGUAUAUGCCCUUUGACGGGAACAAGUGGAGCAAAGGGAAGAUGCUCAGCUACUCGGAGAUGCUUGACUCCAUCCGCGAGCGAUUCCCGUCGCUGUGCAAGGUUCAGGACCACAAGAAUGACACCAGUAAAACAUGGCACAUUCCCGGAUUCGCCGGGCGUAUUGGCUUCGUGACGAGCAUGACGCACAACUUCUGUGGCUCAUGCAACCGCCUACGCAUAACCAACGACGGGAACCUGAAGGUGUGCCUGUUCGGAAAUGCUGAAGUGUCUCUGAGAGAUAUAUUGAGGGAAGUGAACCGCGGGGAGCCCAUCGAUGAGGAGGCCUUCGCAAGGCUGAGAAAGCUCGCCGUGGACCGGCAGCUCCCGGCACUCACCGCGUCUGAAGAAGGCGAAAAGGCCUUGAUGUUGGCCCCAAAUUCUGAGGAACUGCUAAACGUUAUCGGCGCGGCGGUUAAAAGGAAGAAGGCCAAGCAUGCGGGCAUGGGCGAACUGGAACACAUGAAGAACAGACCAAUGAUAUUAAUAGGUGGUCCUACCGCCCGCCUAUUUUCCACCACCUCAAGACUCCUACCCAAGCCCAAAGACGGCAGCAAGAUCCCCCCUCGCUCUUCACCCACCAGCCCCUCGCCACCGGACGCAGAUGGCCGGCCUCAACCGGAUGAAGGACCAGCACCAGUACCAGCACCAGCAACGCUGACGCACCUCUCCCCCGCCGGCGCGGCGCACAUGGUCUCCAUCGCCCACAAGCAGCCCACCACCCGCACGGCGCGCGCCGUCUGCGCCGUGCGCUUCUCGCACCCCCUCGCGCUGCGGCUGAUCCGCGAGAACGGGCACAAGAAGGGCGACGUGCUGGGCGUCGCGCGCAUCGCCGGCAUCAUGGCGGCCAAGAGGACGCCCGACCUCAUCCCGCUGUGCCACCCCGUCAUGGUAUCGCACGUCAGCGUCGAGCUGGAGCCCAGGGUCGGCGGGUCGGCGGGCGAAGACGGUGGUGGUGGUGCGCUGGACGUGUCCGCGACGGUGACGUGCGACGGCAAGACGGGCGUGGAGAUGGAGGCCCUCACGGCCGCGUCGGCCGCGGCGCUUACCGUCUAUGACAUGUGCAAGGCUGUGGACAAGGGCAUGCGUAUUGAGGGCCUGAGGGUUGUCCUCAAGGAAGGGGGCAAAAGUGGAAGGUGGGUUGAGGGCAUGAAGACGGACUGA
Diaporthe citri is the source of this 1974-nucleotide messenger RNA. RefSeq lists its product as uncharacterized. Lineage: Eukaryota; Fungi; Ascomycota; Sordariomycetes; Diaporthales; Diaporthaceae. Gene Ontology annotation, molecular function: metal ion binding; GTP 3',8'-cyclase activity; cyclic pyranopterin monophosphate synthase activity. Gene Ontology annotation, biological process: Mo-molybdopterin cofactor biosynthetic process. The record is from RefSeq and is a predicted model, not a curated record. The transcript has 2 exons. The coding region runs from base 1 to 1974 and encodes 657 amino acids.